CGGACACGCGGAUGUUCUUUCAUGUGAAAUCGAGUGCUUAUUAGUUAUCCACCUGUCAGUUGUUCUACUGGUUGAAUAAUUCAGUCCUCCUUGAAAUGUCGUUGGAACAACAGUCGGAUGCGAAAUCUUCCCCUUUAUCAACAACUAUGAUGAACAUCAGGACCUUGACAGUAGAUCCUGCAGGCGUUGUCUCAGGAUCCAGGGGUGGUGGACGAGGAACCGGGAUGUUGAGCAUGGUGGUAAAAUCUCUUCAAGAUAUUUUAACUAACUCAGAAGAUAGCAGCGAAACUCUGCAGGAAAAAGUAGAGAAGUUAGACAAACAAUCAAGUAAAAAGAGAAAUAAUAUGUUGGCAAAAGUUAUACCUGGCGAUUCGGAGAACAUGGAGAACGACAAUAAUCGAUUAGAGAAUAAGAAUGGGCUUCAGAAAACUGAUAACAGUUUGGACAUGUCUGAUGGAAUGAGUUCUGCAGAUCUCAGGACAAUUUCCCUCGACGAAAUGGCGUGGCACGAUACACCUGACGACUGCUGGUUUGCCAUAUAUGACUAUGUCUAUGACUGCACAUCCUUUAUAAAAAAUCAUCCGGGAGGUGAUGAUGUGCUUUUGGAAUACGCAGGGCGGGAUGCAACGUUGGCAUUUACAGGGGCUGGGCAUUCGAAAUUUGCUCAAAAAAUACUAGAGAGAUAUUUGAUCGGAGAAUUACCACCUGAUGAAAGGAUAUUCAGAGUAGCUGGUGGCGUCAAAGUCUUCGGUCUCUGAAGCUCUCCCAAAAGAACAGAGGUAAUCCAAAAGUGGAAAAAAUUAUCUCAAGUAUUUCCUGGUGGAGAUAUUUGAAUUGGUUACAAUGAUAACGUUGCAAGAGAUGGCAGACACCCUCGAAUUGAAUUAUUUAUUUUUACUAGUAAAUUAGUUCAUAUUUAAUGAUAAGACUUGCUUUACGGAAGGAAAGGAACGUCACGAUUUACAAUACUUUCCUAUUAUUAAAAUCGUUAUUAUCUAAGGUUGCACGAUUAGCUGCAAUGAACGAAUAUUGGAGAGAUGAUUAUAAAUAAUUAUUCAUCAGUUUCUCUCGCUACAUGACUGCAGCACACAUUUAAUUUACUCACACAAUAAGCUCGAACACGCGUGCGCGCGGAGGAAUAUGAGGUCUGAUGGCACGACCCCAUUUGGUGUACAUGAUCGACAACGUUGACUGAAGAUUUGUACUUGGUCUGGUUGGGAGCAUAUUCGAGACUCAUAGCUAUAUGAGAGGAAGAUAGCGAGACUCACUAGUAAGACUACAGCCAUCUGUGUCUUUGUACGAAACCCUGCAGUAUUAGAUGUAUAAUAAUGUGUCUUUAUCAUAUUAUAUAGCUGCGAUUAUUUUUUUAAACUUAAUUCUUUUUGUUCCAUUUUAUCCGCAAAAAAUAAUUUCUGCAUUAUAUUUGUUUCUUUUUUUCUACUCACUCUUACUUGUACAUGUGUUCCAUGGUUAAUAUUCACAAUAAAAAUGCUCAUUACUGAGAAA
Athalia rosae (coleseed sawfly) is the source of this 1506-nucleotide messenger RNA. RefSeq names its product L-lactate dehydrogenase (cytochrome). Gene Ontology annotation, molecular function: heme binding. Gene Ontology annotation, cellular component: intracellular membrane-bounded organelle; membrane. The record is from RefSeq and is a predicted model, not a curated record. The transcript has 2 exons. Bases 96 to 758 code for a protein of 220 amino acids. Lineage: Eukaryota; Metazoa; Arthropoda; Insecta; Hymenoptera; Athaliidae.